Messenger RNA from Oryzias latipes (Japanese medaka), 1236 nucleotides. It is a transcript of the gene aanat1b, whose product is annotated as arylalkylamine N-acetyltransferase 1b. The record is from RefSeq and is a predicted model, not a curated record. Gene Ontology annotation, cellular component: cytoplasm. Gene Ontology annotation, molecular function: aralkylamine N-acetyltransferase activity. NCBI's taxonomy places the organism in Eukaryota, Metazoa, Chordata, Actinopteri, Beloniformes, Adrianichthyidae. Gene Ontology annotation, biological process: circadian rhythm; response to light stimulus.
UCAUGUGACUCAUAGUAAUAAUCAGUUCAUAAUGAAGAGAAGCACAGAGGGAGACAGAGCUGUUCUGCGCCUGGAAGUCUUCCCAUCACAUUUAUCUGCGCUCUUUUUGGGCCCCACGGAGGCGAUCCUGCUGAGCGGGACGCGCGGACUGCUUGCUGGCAGAAGAGUUUUUCGUGUAGCGGAUGAUGUCAGUGGUGGGCGCACAGCCUUUCAUCAAGCCGAUGCAGUCUUCACCUUCAGUGUCACCGGGUAUCCAGCGGAGACACACGCUUCCCGCCAGUGAAGUCCGGCCUCUCAACACGCAGGAUGCCAUCAGCGUCUUUGAAAUCGAGCGAGAGGCGUUUAUCUCGGUGUCAGGUGAGUGUCCCCUCCACCUGGAUGAAGUGCGUCACUUUCUCACUCUGUGCCCUGAGCUCUCUAUGGGCUGGUUCGAGGAGGGCCGCCUGGUGGCGUUCAUCAUCGGCUCUCUUUGGGAUCAAGAUCGACUCGCCACGGAAGCGCUGACCCUUCAUAAGCCCUGCGGCUCCACCGUCCACAUCCACGUCCUCGCCGUGCACCGCACCUUCCGACAGCAAGGCAAAGGCCCCAUCCUGAUGUGGCGCUACCUGCAGUACCUCCGCUGCCUUCCCAACGUGCGCCGCGCCGUACUGAUGUGUGAGGAUUUUCUCAUCCCCUUCUACCGCAAGUCAGGCUUCAAGGUGCUGGGCCGCUGCGCCGUCACCGUGGCCAACCUGACCUUUACCGAAAUGUGGUACCCCAUCAGCGGCCACGCCUACAUGCGCCGUAACAGCGAGGCCAUCCGCUUCCCGCAGCAUCCUCUGACUGUUCCUCUGACAAAGACCGAUGAGCAAGUCGAUGUUUAACCGAGCAGGUCACGUGCUCUCAGUGGGACCGCAGGACGUUUUCCUCCCGUCUGUUUCUGUGUUAAUAAAGAAGAAUCUAGAGCCCUCCGUUUGAAGUGUAAUGUGUAGUCAUGUCAGAGGGUUGGCUCUGCCGUCAGCGGUUUCCUGCUUAACACCUGUCGGAGCUUCCCGCGCUGCGUGCUGACGUCAGUGAGCGGCUCCUGCAGCUUCAUUAGCGGGUUUAUCUCUGAUAAACGUUGAGGGGGAUUUAAAGGCUGUCAUCGGUGAGCCUGCAGGCGUCUCCAUCCCGGUCAGCACCUUUCUAAGGACACGUUCUCUCACUUUGUUCCUGUUGCAGCAACAAAAUGUCAAUAAAGUGUUUUAUACUGUUUUA